Molecule: messenger RNA, 850 nt
Organism: Styela clava
Lineage: Eukaryota; Metazoa; Chordata; Ascidiacea; Stolidobranchia; Styelidae
Product: GLIPR1-like protein 1
Cellular component (GO): extracellular region
Source: RefSeq, a predicted model, not a curated record
AGUUCUAAAUACUCAUAGAGCAAGAUGUUUUCGUCAAUGAAACUUAUAUGUAUAGUGCUAUUUACGCUGCGAAUUGGAGCUCAGAUUUCAAAUGUCAAGGAAGCUCACGAACUAACUGAAGGAGAAAAACAUGUUUUAGUCAGGGAGCAUCUUCGGGCACGAAGAGAUGCCAAACCUGCACCAUCCGACAUGCUCUUCAUGACCUGGGAUAAUACCCUCGCAGAAGAAUCUGAACAGAUAUCAAGGCAGUGCAUUUACGAACAUAGCCAGUUGAAAUCGGACAAAUAUCCAUUCGUUGGUGAAAAUAUUUUUCUUGCAAGCGGAAUGACAGCGGACGAAUCAUUAAUGGAAGGUGCAGUUCAGAUGUGGGAAAGUGAAAAGGAAAAUUUCGACUUCGAUUCAAACUCCUGUGCUUCUUCUGCAGUUUGUGGACACUAUACACAGGUUGUUUGGGCGAAAUCUAACAAAGUUGGAUGCGGACUGACAGUGUGUCAAGAAAUAGAUGUGGGAAGCAAAAAGUUCACUGAUGCGUCUUUGAUGUUCUGUAGAUAUGCACCAGCUGGAAAUGUAAUAGGACGAGCGCCAUACGAGACUGGAGAACCGUGCUUCGAUUGCGACGUUGAUGAACAGUGUAUACUGAAUUCGUGUGCGAAUCAAGAGAGAGAUGGUAACGCGGACUAUGCCGAAUGGUUGAAAAUAGUCGGUGAAUCAGCUCCUGAUAAAACUGGCGACAGUUCAAGCUGCAGGCCGUCUUUGGAAUUCUUCAACUUACUGUCAUUUGCUGUACUCUUGUUUUUCUAUAAUGGACUUUAAAAUAUGGAUGAAUAAAUAUAAAAGUGCAACAUUAGCA